This is a messenger RNA of Magallana angulata, 1079 nucleotides long. Its product is annotated as aggrecan core protein-like. Lineage: Eukaryota; Metazoa; Mollusca; Bivalvia; Ostreida; Ostreidae. The transcript has 4 exons. The record is from RefSeq and is a predicted model, not a curated record. The coding region runs from base 1 to 819 and encodes 272 amino acids.
AUGGAGGAGAGAAAAGAACGCGUUCUGAUAUUCAUUUCUGCAGUUUUCAUUGAAUUCUUUAAUAACACCAACGGGGUCAUUCUGACCAGAGAUCAGGAGGGGCAGAGGCUGGACACUUCUGGACAAAUUCUGGACAUUAUAGGACAGAAACAGUGCGUUCGAGAAUGUAUGCGCCGGGGGGAUUGUCUAUCGGUCAAUUACUGGAGGAGAGACCUACGAUGUCAACUGAACCCCUCCACAGUGGGCCUGGGGGCUGUCCUAAUACCUGAUGUUAAUUGUGUGUAUAUGGAGAGGGCAUCGCAGCCUCAGGAAUUACUCACCGGGCCAUGUGUUUCCACAACUUGUUCGUUCAGAUGUACGUACCUAUCGAACGGAGGGACGUUUUGUGGACCUGAUAUCAAUGAUGCUGUCAUAAAAACCAAUGAAGCAAACUGUCCAUCAAACUACAGAUGGGUACCCUCUGUAAACCUUUGCUACAUAGUAUUUGAAUCAACAAGAACCUGGCAAGACGCCAAGUCUCAAUGUGAAGGCGCAGGAGCCAGACUUGCUGUACUAGACACCCCUAUGAAGCUCACUGCAAUGCAGAAUGAGUAUGAUUCAGGUGCUGUGACGAGUCAACCUUAUUAUAUUGGAGCCUCGUUCGACAAUACCUUAAUGGCUUGGAAAUGGAUAAACGGCUUUAGCGUGGAUCCUUUUUUUCUUUCUAUGUAUUCGGUACCUAAUGUUACUGAUACAUGCCUCACGUGGAAUCAUCUGGAUACCCUUCAGGAGUGUCCCUGUAUUUUGAAACAUCCGUACCUUUGCGAAAUUCCUACUUGAUUCAAUUUAAAAAGAUACAAAGAAGCGAUACCAUUGUUUUGUGGAUAUUUGUAGCUGUACAUAUUUUUACACGGUGUUUCAUAACGUUUAUCUGAUUAAAACAGAGGAGUUAUGGUACCCUACUAGUGAUUUAGAGGGCAGAAACUGUAGAGUUACAUGAUUGUGUUGAGAAUAAAUCAUUGGAUAAAUAUGAUUUGCAUUUUUAAUAUAUUCAAAAGCCAUGUUUUAUGCAUUGUUUCAAAUGUAUGAUUAUCUUAUUC